Messenger RNA from Metopolophium dirhodum (rose-grain aphid), 1632 nucleotides. Its product is annotated as GILT-like protein 1. Gene Ontology annotation, molecular function: oxidoreductase activity, acting on a sulfur group of donors, disulfide as acceptor. NCBI's taxonomy places the organism in Eukaryota, Metazoa, Arthropoda, Insecta, Hemiptera, Aphididae. The record is from RefSeq and is a predicted model, not a curated record. The coding region runs from base 530 to 1276 and encodes 248 amino acids. The transcript is spliced from 7 exons.
UGUACAACUCACCACUCGUACUACAAAAAAAUAGCACAGAACAAUACAGUCCGCGAUUAAAGAUAAAAAUUAAAUAGGCAUGUCAGCAAUUUUACCGGUUUUUUUAUUUAAUUUGUCAUGCUAUCUUUAAUCGUGUAGUCGUGUGAUGCGUAGCCGUGGCGGUCAGACUGUGCCACCUGUGAUUUGUGUACAAAUAACAAUCACAGUAUGACGUGAAAAGAUUUAAGUGCCGGCGGAGUGGAAAUUCGUUAUUUCAACGUCGGACGUUCAGUCACAGGAUAGGUUUCGUAAGUUUCGUUGACGGUAAACACUUGACGCUGCACACGGUCUCAAGUGUCGACUACUUGAGCGAUGCGAAUCGUCAUUGGACGAAAAAUCACACUUAGUUUUCCACCAUGUCAAAGUGCAACGUGACCACCGAUGCGGUUUAGCUGACAAAUAUUUUCACAAUUCAUACAACAUUAAACAUAUUUUUAAAGACCCGUGAAAUGACGAGUUAACGUUUACUCGAUUCCUUCAGGCUUCCGCCAUGUAUCUGACCAAUAUGAGAAUACUGAAGGUAUUCUCGUCAUAUAAGUUUCGCUUUUGUAUUGCAUUUAUUGUUGUACUCAGUUUUUGGCAAAUAUUCAGGGCCAUAACAAACAGCAAUAAACAGAAACUAAUUCAUUCUUCACGUGAUCUGAAAAAUGACAACUCUUUAAUGGCUAAGAGUGUAAAAGAUAUGAAAUAUCUUCCAGUUGGUGUAUACUAUGAAGCAUUGUGUCCAGAUUCAAGAAAUUUUAUACUUCAGCAUUUAGUUCCGUCUUUUAAUAAAGCACCAGACAGUUUUGAUAUUGAAUUUGUUCCUUAUGGAAAAGCCAAGACACAUGAAAAUGCUGAUGGCUCAAUAAUAUUUGCUUGUCAACAUGGACCAAUAGAAUGUCAUGCAAAUAAAAUUCAUUCGUGUGCUACUCAACAUAUAAAAGAUAAAAAUGUUUUGGUCAAAUAUGUAUCGUGCAUGAUUGAUAAUAACUAUGAUCCAGAAAUGAUCGGAAUGCUUUGUGCCAAAAAAUACAAUAUUAAUUGGAAUAAAAUUUAUACUUGUUCAGAAGGAAAAGAAGGUGAUUUAUUAUUAAAACUAAAUGGUGAAGCAACGGACAAACUGUGGCCUCAAGUUUCAUUCAUCCCAACAAUUUUGAUUAACCAUGAACAACCCAGACAAGCUUCUGUCUUGAAAGAUUUUUGGGGUGUCGCUUGCAGUUAUUUUCCUCCUGAAUCAAAGCCUGCUGCUUGUUAAAUAUCGAUAAUCACCAGUUUUUUUUUUUAUUGACAAUGAAGGUAAACAAUAUUUUAUUAAAAGUUAUUAACUUAUUAUAAGAGAAUUUUGUGAUAUUUAAAUUAAACUUUAUACUUUUUUACUGUUAAUUUUUAUUUGUUGUGAGUUUGUGACCAUAAUGGAAAAAUUAUAUGUAUGUGUACUGUAUAAUAUAAACAUUAUAAACUAAGUAUACUAUACAAAUUACAAAUAAAACUACAUUGUAUUAAGUAUUGAACAUUAUAAUUAUAAUUUGCUUAUACUUUUUCGAUACGUAUUAUUUAUACUAUAACAUGUAUUUUUUGUGCUACACUAAUUUUCUGUGUACCUUAUUAAAU